UUCACAAAAAAUGUCAAACCAAUCUGAAGUAUAAAGUGUAGAAGACUCGAUAAUGUGUUUAUUUUGCUUAAGAAUUAGUGCUUAAAGUCGUGAUAAAUUAAGGUUUUAAGCCUGAUUUGGCCACACCAGCUUUUCUUAAACUGAGUUGGAGCAAACAUCCCAAAAUCUAAAGGCAAAUUUAAGUUUACGGUAAAAAAUCGAUUGUUAAAACGGAGAUGGGCUCUCAGCGAAAGUUAAUGGCUAGCGGAUAUUUCCUGCUUGUUUUUCUUGGACACUCGAUCAUUGUCCACAGUGUAGAAUUAACUUUUGAACUUCCUGACAAUGCCCGUGAAUGCUUCUACGAAGAAAUCAAGAAAAAUCAAACAGCAACAUUAGAAUUUCAGGUUGUAACAGGUGGGCAGUAUGAUGUGGAUGUAUCAUUGGAAAGUCCGACGAAAGAGAUCCUUUAUCGACAAGUAAAAACACAAUUUGAUUCACAUCAAUUCACCGCACAGGUAACCGGGGUAUACGCAGCUUGCUUCAGCAAUGAAUUUUCGACUUUCUCCCACAAACUUAUCUACAUGGACUUUCAAGUUGGUGACGAACAGCCUCUGCCGGGUAUCGACGAGCACGCAACUGUCCUGACGCAGCUUGAGACAUCAUCACAGGAAAUCCAUAAAAGUUUAAACGCAAUCCUAGAUUACCAGACUCACCAUCGCCUACGAGAAGCUCAAGGUCGAAAACGGGCUGAAGAUCUUAACGAACGUGUUCUUUGGUGGUCCUUGACAGAAACGGUUGCAAUUCUGGUGAUAGCUGUUGGACAAGUCAUUGUACUAAGAAAUUUUUUCUCGGAGAAAAAACCAAGUCAGAUGAGUUAUCAGUUUAAGUAAAUGUUCUAGCUUAAGCGUGAACACAAAUGUAGAGGAGAACACGUUGACCUCAA
This is a messenger RNA of Topomyia yanbarensis, 922 nucleotides long. RefSeq names its product transmembrane emp24 domain-containing protein 7 (gene p24-1). The transcript is spliced from 4 exons. Bases 216 to 869 code for a protein of 217 amino acids. Gene Ontology annotation, biological process: Golgi organization; intracellular protein transport; endoplasmic reticulum to Golgi vesicle-mediated transport. NCBI's taxonomy places the organism in Eukaryota, Metazoa, Arthropoda, Insecta, Diptera, Culicidae. Gene Ontology annotation, cellular component: endoplasmic reticulum; Golgi apparatus; endoplasmic reticulum-Golgi intermediate compartment. The record is from RefSeq and is a predicted model, not a curated record.